This is a messenger RNA of Elaeis guineensis (African oil palm), 2550 nucleotides long. Its product is annotated as mediator of RNA polymerase II transcription subunit 27. NCBI's taxonomy places the organism in Eukaryota, Viridiplantae, Streptophyta, Magnoliopsida, Arecales, Arecaceae. Gene Ontology annotation, molecular function: transcription coactivator activity. Gene Ontology annotation, biological process: regulation of transcription by RNA polymerase II. The record is from RefSeq and is a predicted model, not a curated record. Gene Ontology annotation, cellular component: mediator complex.
AGUUUUUAUUUUUCCAACAGCGGCAGCUCGUUUUUAUUUUUCCUCUUAACCCUUCCCGAACCCUCGCGGACGCCCACCUCCUUCGCUCUCCUCGCCGUCACCUCUCGCCGGUCUCCGCCGUCUCCUUCCUCUCCAUCAUCACCGGCGUCGGCCUUCCCCCUCCAAUCUCCCUCAGGUGCUUUCCUUCCCACAGAUCUCCGAAAAAGAGAGGACGCCGACCUCCUCCCUGCUUUCCUCGCCACCAUCUCCCUCCGGUCUCCGCCGUCGCCUUCCUCUCCAUCGUCACCGGCGUCGGCCUUCCCUGUCGAUCUCCCUCAGGAAAUGCGCUAGUUGCUUUUGCUAGCCUCGACGCGGAGGGGAGAGAGGGGAUGCAGCAACCCCACGUGGCGGUAUCCGGUGCCACUCCGCCCCAGGAUCCACCGGACUCUAGUGGUGCCACCACGGAAGCUCCUCCAAAGCAGGUGGCUCUAGCCAUGGACCGACUGGCUCGCGCCGCCCGCCUCAUCGCAGACAUCCGGCUAGGGGCAGAUCACCUCCUGGAGGCACUCUUCUUGGCCACAAACACCCCCCACCACUCCAACAAGACCAUUGAGCUCAUUCGCAAAGAAGAGGCCUCCAUGCGCCAGCACUUCCAAGAUCUCCGAGCACUCGGAAAACAAUUGGAAGAUUCGGGAGUGUUAAAUGGGUCUCUUAAAUCACGAGGUAAUUCUUGGGGUUUGCACAUGCCCCUUGUUUGCCCAGAUGGCGCUGUUGUUGCAUAUGCUUGGAAACGUCAACUUGCUGGACAAGCAGGUGCAUCUGCUGUUGACAGAACCAGGUUGGCCCUCAAGGCAUUUACUGACCAGAAGAGGCGGUUUUUCCCUCACCUGGAAGAUGAACCAUUUGGCCAUUCUCAUGAUGGAGAGUUUGGGGUUGCAAAGAAACAAAGGACUUCCCAAGGAUUGGUGACAAGUCACAUAGAAGAGCUUAAUGAAGUAAAAACUUUGUCUGAUAUACUUACGGAUCUGGAAAAUAAGGUACCCAACAUGAAAAUCUUCACAUAUCAGCGCCUAGAUUGGUUGAAAAGAGCAUCCUUGUUGUCGUCUUCUGCAAACGAAAAUCCAGUGGAUCCAUCCAAGGAACAGAGCAUGCAUAAUCCAAACAAACUAAGAUCAGGUUCGGUUAAUGCUGUUGCUGUGGAUAAGGUUGCUGUCAUUGAGUUGUUAGUGCCUUCUGUUUUCAGAGCUGUGGUAUCACUGCAUUCAGCAGGAUCUAUAAACCCUGAUGCAGUGGCAUUUUUUUCUCCUGAUGAGGGAGGCAACUAUGUUCAUUCGAGAGGUUUAUCAGUUCAUUACAUAUUUAGACGUGUAACGGAACAUGCUGACAAGGCAUUGCAGUAUUUUCUUAGUGUGGAUGCUAAUACAUCACUUUCUCUACUUCUGCAUUGGAUCUACAGUUAUCAAACACUAUUUACAAAGGUUUGCAGUAAAUGUGGGCAUCUUCUGAUGAUGGAUAAAUCUUUAGCAUUGCUCUUGCCUCCUGUUCGCCGUCCCUACCGGCAAACUUGCACAACCAACUUUAACCAAUCCCAAUUGACACCAUCAGCUAAGGUCCAGAAUGUAGAUCUUAACAGUGCAUAUCAUAUUGGGUGUUCAGAUGAAGUCUAAUGAAGCUUGUGUCUUUAUCUCAACUUGUUAUCUCAUCUCCAUGGUGGACUACAUUUGUAGUUACGGAGGGCAGUAUAUUUUCUAACCAAAUGAAUAUGCAGUGUUCAGGUGAUGUUGUCGAGAGAAUAGUUGGAGAUUCUUAUGUCGAAGAUUUGGUGUCUUCUCAAUGCUAGACGUUUGAACAAAGUGCAUCUGAAGCCACUUCCGAUACUUGUCGAAGCUCACAUAAGGUAGAUAAGUUGGAACGGUUGGACUAUAGAUAUACUACAAGUCAUUUUUGAUGGUUUGAAACUGUGGUUGGUUAGUCUAUUGUUUAUAUAUCUUUUUGAUCAUGAAAGGAUAGUCUUUGGUGAUUGCAAGAUGUGGUUCUGUAACAUAUGCUCCUUCAGAUCAUUAUCCAAAGGCUUACAAUUGAUAGUGAUGCUCUUUUGGAUCAUGCAUAUUUUGUUUAUAUGCAUCAUGCUUCGUCAUCGCCAUCAAAAGAAUUCUAUGCAAAAUACUUGUUUAUAUCUGUGGUUGAAUUGGCGUUGUCAUGAAUGCUGUCCCACCGGGCAAGGAUCCUAGCACUUCCCUUAACCUUAAAAUGCAUGACGAUGUAAUAGAAAUAGCAUCUCCAGAAUAUCUUUUCAGAAUUGCGUGGAACGAGCUUAGCUGCAUCAAUUUCCGCAUCUCCUCAUCCUUUUCAUUUCGGGGGCUUCAUCCUUGUGUAUUAGCAAUGCUUAUGCCAUCACCAUCCUCUCCAUCAUUAUCAUGGUCGUUAUCAUCGCCACAUCUUCAUUGUUGUUCAGGCAUGCUACAUCGGAGUUUCUAUUUCUAGUUUGCCAAGUUUCUGAGGAACAGGAAAGGUACGCUUGGCUGAUCGCUGGUGAUCCUGGCUUUGAUGUCUACAUCUAAUGCAUAUAUU